AGGCGGGCGGGCGGCUCAGGCGAGGGGGGAAUCGCAUCCUCGGAGAUAACUGCUGGAAACAUGAUCAUCAGGGAAACAUAGGCGCGUUAUUCGUCUCCGGUCAGACGGUUCGACAACUUCAGUUUUUUUCUUUUGUGGUGUGUGUUGGUGUGCGCGUGUGUGUGUUAUUCUCCAAAGGACGUAACACAAGAGACAGGCGUCGCGUCCGCGUAGGAAGAGCCGACAUCAUCCGCCGCUGCGCGCGGUGUGAGGCGAGGUCAUCGCAGAGUACCACGAAAGCAUAACAUGCUUCAGCCAUCACAGCUCCUUGGAGACAGGAAGCGGCAUGCAGCUGGCUACAGACACCGGGGGUUUCUAUUCUGUCUCCGCUUCCAUUCCUGAACACAGACAACAUGGACCGACAGUAAAUAUGGGUUAGUGGGGCAAAUCCACACACCUGCGACCCCCAAGAUGCUCCAUCGCGGGAUUAUCGUCUCUUCUUCCAAUACUUGUUUAUCUUUGUGUGCGCUCCCUUCAAGGUUCCCAUGUUCCUCUGGGCCCUGAUCCCCAUCGAAAUCUUUCAAAACGACCUACCUCAGUCAUCUCUUCCUCCAGCACUAUCGUCGAAAUAUCUGAGGAUGUGAGUAGGAGAAGGACUGAGGGUAGAAAACCUCAAUAAAUCCAACCAAGAAAGGAACUAGGAUCACAUGGUCCGGGAUGGACCGACGGGUCAACUGAUACCUGAUCACGCUGGCUUUGCUUGGAAGUUGACAAUGGUGUUGUUUCUGAUUGGGAUCUCUAUCGCUGUGAAUAAUUCAUCUCAUGAGAACCAAACUGCAGGAAACCCCACCCAUCAGGGAGAUCAUGUGCUGCCCUCAACACUGGUCAUAUCCCUGCUUCUCAUCAUCAUUGUCUUGCUGACAAUCUACUGUCUGAGGUUCAAAAACCACAGGAAAGCUCUCGUUACCUCGGUGGAUAAAAAGCUUCCAAAUGGCUUCUUGGAGGAACAAGGAGAGCAGACAGUGGUCCUCCUUCCCAGAUCCCCCUCACCAUCCAAGAGGUACUUCCCCAUCCCCCUGGACUCGCUGGAGGAGGAGUACCGGAUACGCUCCGCCGACGAUGGCAAGCUCUUCAGAGAGGAGUUCAACUCGCUGCCGUGUUACUACCACCACGGGUCCUUUGAGGAGGCGAGCAGAGAGCACAACAGAGAGAAAAACAGAUACCCAAACAUUUUACCAUAUGAUCAUUCAAGAGUGUUGUUGAGUCAUCUUGAUGGAAACAUGUGUUCAGACUACAUAAAUGCAUCUUACAUUGAUGGUUUUAAAGAGAAGAACAAAUUCAUUGCAGCUCAAGGCCCAAAGCACGAAACACUGGCCGACUUCUGGCGGAUGAUUUGGGAAGAGAAAACAGCAACGAUAGUGAUGCUGACAAAUCUGAAAGAAAGGAAAGAGGACAAAUGUUACCAGUAUUGGCCAGAAAAAGGCUGCUGGAUGUACGGGAAUGUCAGGGUGGCGAUGGAGGACUUCACUGUCCUGGUGGACUACACUAUCAGAAAAUUCGUUGUUCAAUAUCAGGGCAGCGAUGGUCCCCGAGCUCCGCGGCUGGUCACCCAGCUCCACUUCACUAGCUGGCCAGAUUUCGGGGUGCCGUUCUCACCCAUCGGCAUGCUGAAAUUCCUCAAGAAGGUCAAGGCUGUCAAUCCAUCCUAUGCGGGACCCAUUGUUGUGCACUGCAGUGCCGGGGUGGGCAGGACCGGGACGUUCAUUGUCAUUGACGGCAUGAUCGACAUGAUGCACGUGGAACAGAGGGUGGAUGUCUUCGGCUCUGUGAGCAGAAUACGGGAACAGCGCUGUCAGCUCAUCCAGACAGAUAUGCAGUACUCCUUCAUCUACCAGGCUCUGUUGGAGUACUAUCUGUAUGGAGACACAGAGCUGGAUGUGUGCUCCCUGGAGGGCCAUCUGCAGAGGCUUCACAACACCAGAGCUCCCCACGACAGGCUGGGCCUGGAAGAGGAGUUCAGGAAGCUGACCAACGUCCGCAUAAUGAAGGAGAACAUGAGAACUGGGAACCUUCCCGCCAACAUGAAGAAGAACCGUGUGCUUCAGAUCAUUCCGUAUGAUUUCAACCGAGUAAUACUCUCAGUGAGAAGAGGACAGGAGUUCACCGACUACAUCAACGCCUCCUUUAUUGAUGGCUACAGGCAGAAGGACUAUUUUAUCGCAACCCAGGGCCCACUGUCUCACACAGUGGAGGACUUCUGGAGGAUGGUGUGGGAGUGGAGGUGUCAUUCAAUCGUUACGCUCACCGAACUCAAAGAGAGGGAGCAGGAAAAGUGUUUCCAGUAUUGGCCAUCAGAGGGCAGUGUAACAUUUGGAGAUUAUACUGUGGAGCUGACUGGAGAUACGCGGUGUGAAACCUUCACUCUCAAAGACAUGGUGCUCACCUACAGACCAGAAAAGCAAUCACAACAUGUCCGACACUUCCACUUCCACGGAUGGCCUGAGAUCGGAAUACCAGCCGAGGGAAGAGGGAUGAUUGACAUCAUUGCCGCUGUGCAGAGGCAGCAGCAGCAGUCUGGAAACCGUCCCAUAAUUGUUCACUGCAGUGCCGGUGCGGGUCGGACCGGCACCUUCAUUGCCCUCAGCAACAUUCUGGAGAGGGUGAAAGCCGAAGGCCUCCUGGACGUUUUUCAGACGGUCAAGAGUUUACGCAUGCAGCGACCACACAUGGUUCAGACCGUGGAGCAAUACGACUUCUGCUACCGAGUGGUUCAGGAUUUUGUGGACAUUUUCUCCGACUACGCCAAUUUUAAAUAACACCCGUCGGAUACUGUUCUGGAUACUUCUGUCUAAUGUAUUCUUUUUUUUUUCUCUCUCUCCGAAUGUUGUUUUCUAAAGCAAGCUCUUUUUACAUUUUGCACUUGAUUACAGAUGUAAAAAAAAAAUAAUAAUUGUAACAUACUGUAAUAUAAUUGAAAACAGCUGUGCUCCAGGAGAGUCUGUCUCAGAUGGAGAAGUUAUAGUGGUUUAUUUACGGGUGGGUCGGGUUCUUUAAUAUAUGUUUGCGCAACAUGCAUAUGUUGCUUCAUUAUGAGGUUCAAUAAAGGAAUUAUUCACAUAGAAAUAAUGUGUCGAGAAAUAUAUAUGAUGUAUUUGCUCACGACCAGAAAUCUUUACUAACAUGUCGUAGUAAAUGCAUUCUUUUUUAUUUCCGCUUUAUUUUCUUACCGACCACAAUGCUGUGGUUUACAUUAGUUGUACGUUUUAUGCUGCCCUAUGGAAAAAAAAUUGCGAUACGAGAAUAAAUCGUGUGUUUGAUAAAUAGGCUAAAAUAAUUUCUGCUUUUGCUGAAACGAUGUCCUGUCUGACAUGUGUGAAUAGUAUUUAUGAUCUACUUGGAGCUCAAACAAAAACACAAAACUCCAGAUACAUUUCAUUCUGUUAGAUGCUGCACGUUUCCUCCCUUCUGUCUGUGAAUUACUUAACAGCUGCUGCCUGUUGCAAUUGUAUUCAACUUCAUCAACUUUCUUGUGUUGCCCGUGGCAAUAUUACUGAGUGGAUUUGGCGCCUGACGCUGCAAAAUGCAAUUAGCCCACAUUGGAUAAGGCAGAAAAUAAUCUAUUGCUCUAUCUGAACGUUUCAUUCUUUUCAGUGUUUUACAGCCAAGCAUCACCUCCAUCCAUUUUUAUUCACAUUAGCUAGCAGAUUUUACACUUGUGUGUUUGCAUAACGCAGUGCCAUAUUGAUUAGAAAGACAAUUCUAAUCAUGAAAAACUUGUCACCAAGUGACAUCAUUUUAACUCAGAAGCCAGAUUUGUGUGUUUAAUUUAAUAUAAUAAUUUCUAAAAGUGCAUUGUUUUUUGAAUGGCGGUGUCAUCAUUUCAUUGAUCUUCUUAAACUAUAUAUUUCCUUGUAUAAAUUCAUAUUAGUUGUGAUGAAAAACCCUGCAGAGAUGUGUGUUUUAAUUAAAGACGUAAGAGAUGCAGUUGAACCUUGUCUGGGAAUGAUAUCAAGAAUCGGUGCUCAGCCAAAAUAUGAAAUUAGCAUGCACAGGCAUUUUGACAUUUUGAUAUUCAUAUUUAAACAAGGAUACCCCAAUUUUGCAAAAUAAAAAGCUUCUAUUUUUGCAAGGCUUCUGCUCACUUCUUUGUAACAGUAAGCUUGGAAGUCUUAAGGUUGGGGAAAAAAACAUUCUACUGUGUUUGUACUGCCAUUACAUUGUAAAAUGGGUUCAUAAUAGACACUGAUCUAUUUUGUUGAUUUACUGUACAUAAUUCUUGUAAUUGUCAGCAAUUAUCUCCGAUGUUAUCUGCACUGUCGAUUUGAGUUUCAUGUAUUGCCGUGCUGAAAGAAGAAUGAAUGAGGGCAAUGCGAGUGAGGCCUUCCAGCUCAUGUCACAUAAAUGCACAAACAUCUUGUUUCAAUGAUGUUUCUGCCUUUUGAAUCUGUAAGGAUUUGAACGACAACGUGUUUGCUAAAAGCUGAAUCAAAUAAAUUAUAGAUGGAGAGAAGGUU
Messenger RNA from Pseudoliparis swirei, 4493 nucleotides. RefSeq names its product receptor-type tyrosine-protein phosphatase epsilon-like. The coding region runs from base 687 to 2795 and encodes 702 amino acids. The record is from RefSeq and is a predicted model, not a curated record. Gene Ontology annotation, biological process: protein dephosphorylation. Gene Ontology annotation, molecular function: protein tyrosine phosphatase activity. NCBI's taxonomy places the organism in Eukaryota, Metazoa, Chordata, Actinopteri, Perciformes, Liparidae. The transcript has 22 exons.